AUGGCGCUGGGGCUCUUCCGGGUGUGCCUCGUGGUGGUCACGGCCAUCAUCAACCACCCACUGCUGUUCCCGCGGGAGAACGCCACGGUCCCCGAGAACGAGGAGGACAUCAUCCGCAAGAUGCAGGUGCUGGAGGAGAAGCUGCAUCUGGAGCAGCUGCGCCUGGAGGAGGAGGUGGCGCAGCUGGCCGCCCAGAAGGAGGCCCUGGAGCGGGUGGCCGAGGAGGCCCAGCAGCAGAACGAGAGCCGCACGGCCUGGGACCUGUGGAGCACCCUCUGCAUGAUCCUCUUCCUGGUGAUCGAGGUUUGGCGGCAGGACCACCAGGACGGGCCCUCGCCCGAGUGCCUGGGCGGGGACGAGGACGAGCUGCCCAGCCUGGAGGGUGCCCCGCUCCGAGGCCUCAUCCUGCCCAACAAGGCCACGCUGGACCACUUUUACGAGCGCUGCAUCCGGGGGGCCACGGCGGACGCCGCCCGCACCCGGGAGUUUGUGGAAGGCUUUGUGGAUGACCUGCUGGAAGCCCUGAGGAGCCUGUGCAACCGGGACAGGGACAUGGAGGUGGAGGACUUCAUCGGCGUGGACAGCAUGUACGAGAACUGGCAGGUGGACAAGCCGCUGCUGUGCCACCUUUUUGUGCCCUUCAUCCCCCCUGAGCCCUACCACUUCCGCCCAGAGCUCUGGUGCUCCAGCCGCUCGGUGCCCUUGAAUCGCCAGGGCUAUGGCCAGAUCAAGGUGGUCCGGGCAGACGAGGACACGCUGGGCUGUAUCUGUGGCAAGACGAAGCUCGGGGAAGACCUGCUGUGUCUCCUCCAUGGCAAGAACCACUUGGCACAGCCCACCAGCGAGGCGGAAGACCCCCUGUGUGCCAGAGGCUCCCCGUACCUGGACACGAUGCAGGUCAUGAAGUGGUUCCAGGUGGCCCUCACCAGAGCCUGGCACCGCAUCGCCCACAAGUACGAGUUCGACCUGGCCUUUGGCCAGCUGGACACCCCGGGGUCCCUCAGGAUCAGGUUCCGCUCGGGGAAGUUCAUGCCCUUCCACCUGAUUCCUGUGAUCCAGUGUGACGACUCGGACCUGUACUUCAUCUCCCACCUUCCCAGGGAGCCCUGUGGGGGGGACCCGGCCUCCAGCACGGACUGGCUCCUGUCCUUUGCCGUCUACGAGCGGCACUUCCUCCGGAUGACGUCGAAGGCACUGCCCGAGGGCGCCUGCCACCUCAGCUGCUUGCAGAUCGCCUCCUUCCUGCUGUCCAAGCAGCGCCGCCUGACCGGCCCCAGCGGGCUGGGCGACUACCACCUGAAGACGGCACUGCUGCACCUCCUGCUCUCCCGGCGGCCCGCCGACUGGAAGGCCGGGCAGCUGGACGCCCGUCUGCGUGAGCUGCUCUGCUUCCUGGAGAAGAGCCUGCUGGAGAAGAAGCUCCAUCACUUCUUCAUCGGCAACCGCAAGGCGCCCGAGGCCCUGGGACUCCCUGAGGCCGUGCGCAGGGCCGAGCCCCUCAACCUCUUCCGGCCCUUCGUCCUGCAGCGGAGCCUCUACCGGGAGACCGUGGACUCCUUCUACGAGAUGCUCAAGAACGCCCCGGCGCUCAUCAGCGAGUACUCCCUGCACAUCCCCUCGGACCACGCGAACCUGCCCCCGAAAGCUGUCAUCCGGUAG
Pipistrellus nathusii (Nathusius's pipistrelle) is the source of this 1659-nucleotide messenger RNA. Lineage: Eukaryota; Metazoa; Chordata; Mammalia; Chiroptera; Vespertilionidae. The record is from the annotation of a GenBank genome assembly.